Indicator indicator is the source of this 2166-nucleotide messenger RNA. RefSeq names its product GRB2 associated binding protein 1 (gene GAB1). Bases 1 to 2166 code for a protein of 721 amino acids. The transcript is spliced from 11 exons. The record is from RefSeq and is a predicted model, not a curated record. NCBI's taxonomy places the organism in Eukaryota, Metazoa, Chordata, Aves, Piciformes, Indicatoridae.
AUGAGCGGCGGGGAGGUGGUCUGCUCGGGUUGGCUCCGAAAGUCCCCACCGGAGAAGAAGUUGAAACGCUACGCAUGGAAGAGGAGAUGGUUUGUGCUUCGCAGCGGUCGCUUAACAGGGGAUCCAGAUGUAUUGGAAUACUACAAAAACGACCAUGCCAAGAAACCAAUCCGAAUUAUUGACUUAAAUUUGUGUCAACAAGUGGAUGCUGGAUUAACGUUCAACAAGAAAGAGUUUGAAAACAGUUAUAUUUUUGAUAUCAACACUAUAGACAGAGUUUUCUAUUUGGUAGCAGACAGCGAGGAGGAGAUGAAUAAGUGGGUUCGAUGUAUCUGUGAUAUCUGUGGGUUCAACCCUACAGAUGAGGAUGCUGUGAAACCACCAGUCAGUUCUUUACAACCAUCUGCUGAGUUACCUUUGCCCAUCAACACUUCACCGCCUUCCAUACAAGCAGAAUCUUCCCUGCCUCCUCCUUAUCAGCUUAUUAACAUCCCCCCACUGGAUUCUUCCUCUGGUCAAGAAGAUCCUCAAGACUACCUACUGCUAAUAAACUGUCAAAGUAAAAAACCUGAACCUAUGAGAUCUCAUGCUGACUCUGCAAAAUCCAGCUCUUCCGAAACAGACUGCAAUGAUAACGUGCCCUCCCACAAACCCCCUGCUCCAUCAGCGAGCAAGCAUGCUGUGAAUGGCUUUUUUCAGCAGCAAGGUGUCUAUGACUCGCCACCCUCUCGUGCUGGACUGACACUGGCAGACUGCAGCCUUUAUAACCUGCCUAGGAGUUACUCACAGGAUGUUUUACCGAAGGCAGCAUCUCCAUCUGGGACUGAUGCAGAGGGAGAGCAACACGUUUUCAGUACCCCGUCAACAACAUCUUCGCUGGACGCACAGAUGAGACACGUCUCCAUUAGCUAUGACAUUCCCCCCACACCUGGAGGUACUUAUCAGAUUCCACGAACUUUUCCAGAGGGAACCUUGUCUCAGACUUCCAAACUGGAGACUAUUCCAGAUAUUCCUCCACCUCGGCCACCUAAACCUCACCACGCCGCAGAUCGCUCUCCUGUGGAAACAUGUAGCAUUAGUCGCACUGCUUCAGACACUGACAGUAGCUACUGCAUCCCGACAGCGGGAGCGCCGCCCUCACGCAGCAAUACCAUUUCAACUGUAGACCUGAAUGUCUUCCGUAAAGAAAUUAGUUCUCAAGACUGUUAUGAUAUUCCACGAACCUUUCCGAAUGACAGAUCUAAUUCAUUGGAGGGCUUCCAUAACCACUUUAAAAACAGAAGCAUGUUGACAGUGGGAAGUGUUUCAAGUGAAGAACUAGAUGAAAAUUAUGUCCCAAUGAAUCCCAACUCUCCUCCACGACAGCAUUCCAGCAGCUUCACUGAAACCAUCCAGGAAACAAACUAUGUACCAAUGACACCAGGCACGUUUGAUUUUCCCUUAUUUGGAAAGCAAGUUCCUCCUCCUGCUCACAUGGGGUUCAGGUCCAGUCCAAAGACCCCUCCCAGACGCUCAGUACCUGUUGCAGAAUGUGAGCCACCGCCAGUGGAUCGGAACCUCAAACCAGACAGAAAAGGUCAAAGUCCUAAAAUUUUAAGACCUAAAGCACAUGGUUUAGAGCGAACUGAUUCACAAACCAUAGGUGACUUUACUACAAGAAGAAAGGCAAAACCAGCUCCACUAGAAAUAAAACCUCUGCCUGAAUGGGAAGAAUUACAAGCCCCAGUUAGAUCUCCUAUCACCAGAAGCUUUGCACGAGACCCCUCCAGGUUUCCCAUGUCUCCCAGACCGGACUCAGUUCAUAGCACAACUUCCAGCAGUGACUCGCACGACAGUGAAGAGAAUUAUGUACCCAUGAAUCCAAAUCAGUCCACUGAAGACCCAAAUUUGUUUGGAAGCAACAAUCUUGAUGGAGGAAGCAGCCCUAUGGUAAAACCUAAAGGAGAUAAACAAGUAGAAUACUUGGAUCUCGACCUAGAUUCAGGAAAAUCUACCCCACCUCGUAAGAAGAAGAGCAGUGGCUCGGGCAGCAGUGUGGCAGAUGAAAGAGUUGAUUACGUUGUGGUCGACCAACAGAAAACACUAGCACUGAAGAACACACGAGAGGCGUGGACUGAUGGGAGACAGUCUACAGAAUCCGAAACACCUACAAAAAGCAUGAAAUGA